CAUACACAGGUAACAAACAUUAUAGAGUUUGUUAUAUCUUAACUUGUAUUCCUAAGGGCAACAUGUGUUGUAACUAUUACUACACACAUAUUGGAUUUUUAUUUUCAAAGUAAUAGACCCAUAUAUUAUUCAGUACAAAGGUUGGAGGCAAAUUCAUUAUGCAUAGUGUGUGAUUAUAUGAUGCUUGUCAUGCGACUUAACAGGUCACUUGUAACUAUAUAAUCAUGCUAAGUUGUCAAACUGAGGUUCAGAAAAAAGUGUGUCAAGUUUGAGUAUAUGACAUUCAAGAUAACGGGCAAGAAAGGUGUUUGUUCAAGAUAUGACAGUUUAUUUCAUAUAUUGUACGAAUAUUGAAGGAUAUUUAUGCUGUUAAAAGUGGUAUAAAUUCUGACUUUGAAAUAUAAAGGAAUUAUUGAAAAUGGAAAAUUCAAUGGAAUGGUUAUCAGACGAUGUGUGCGAAGGAUUUGCCAAUUGUGGAAUCAGUGUAGAUCUAGCCAGUGACAGUAUCUCACAGUCAUUCUCAAACAAAACGGAAAAAAAUGCUUACGAAAGUGUUGGAUAUCAGGGGGAUGUUGGAUAUCAGGGGGAUAUUCGGGACUCGAAUUUUUCAGGAAAUAAUAUCAUUCAUAACGAUGCAAUGAAAGGAGUACAGAGUGAAUUAGAUUUUGGGUCAAACACACCCAGUGCUCAACAGUCAGGGCUCGUCUCAGAACCAAAAUACGAAGUUGCCGAUUCAAGUAUGGCAGAACUUCAUAAUGCAAAGAAAAGGGAACAAAAGAGAAGACCUAAACCGAAAGAUGGUUCAUCCUUAAUAUGUCAGAUAUGUGGAGACAGAGCUCUCGGUUACAAUUUUGAUGCCAUUACAUGCGAGUCAUGCAAAGCUUUCUUCAGAAGAAAUGCUCUCAAAACAAAGGUUUUCACAUGCAGUUUUGAAGGAAACUGUAAACUUGACCAACAUACUCGGAAGUUUUGCUCAGGAUGUCGGCUGAAGAAAUGUUUUGAUGUUGGCAUGAAAAAAGACUGGAUUCUCAGUGACGAACAACUGGCAAAGCGGCGUAAAAAGAGUGUGCGCUCAUCGUCAAAUGAAGAGAAAAUGUAUCACGACGAGAAAAUGUACGCAGAUGAGAAAAUGUAUCCAUUACAAAAUGAGCAGACAGCCUUGCCACAACAGAUGACGCAACCAGUCACGUAUAUGCCACCACAUAAAAUGGAAUCAUUCCAAUCACCAGGGAGCUGCAACGAUGUUGAUAACAACUCAAGAAAUUACUAUUCGGACUCUACAGAUACGAGCAACAUGAGUAGUCCACUUGCUAAUUUUACCCCAGAACAUAUUAAAAUGGAAAAAAAUGAAGAGGAUUUUUCCCGACCACUCAGUCCAGAACUUGAAGCAGAAAUCCAAAACUUGGAAAAAGAGUACGCAUCAGUGUUUGAUAGUGGCUAUUCAGAAGAUCAGGCAAAGAAAAUGGUUGAAAAGCCGCAUAAUGCCAAUGACUUAUUCAAUAUGACAGACAUAUUUAUUCGCCGUUUAAUAAAAUUUGCCAAACAUAUACCCGAGUUCAAGAACUUGAAACAAGAAGAUCAGAUCUACUUAUUAAAGGGAGGCAUCAUGGAGAUAAUGGUGUUGAGAUCUGCGAUGGGUUUUGACCCGACUAAUCACAAAUGGAAGGUGAAACAAUUGCAGGAUACGAAAGAACAUAACAUCGAUCCCUCUAUCAUCAAGGAGCAGCUAGGUACGGGUAUGUAUACGGAGCACGUGAAAUUUGUGAAAUCUCUACAUGAGCUCACGUUGAGCAACAGCACAAUAAUGACAUUGGUGUUUGUGAUCGAGAUAUUCUCACCGGAUCGACCAAGUCUGAAAAAUACAGAGGCGGUAACGCAGGCUCAAGAGAAGUUUACUCACUGGUUACAAAUGUACUUAGAAUCUAUAAUGCCAGUUCGAGAGGCACGCAUUUUGUACCCGAAACUGCUUAUGAAGCUUCUCGAUGUGAGAAACCUCGGCGAAUCGAGCGCAAAACUUGCGUCUCAUUUAGACAUCACAAAAUUAGAACCUCUUCUCAUAGAGGUGUUUAAUCUACAGAAAUGACUGGAUUUUUAAAUCCUGAAAGUAAAAUUUCUGUACAGGAAACAGAAAGCGCAGCGGUGUCACGCGUGUCAGCUAUGUGACCGCAUCAAACGAUCUCUUCUCACACAGUGGAUAACAUUUCCAGGAUGUUGACUUUUACCCAGAUGUUUUCAUAAAUGUUUUAUAAGUGUGCUAUGUUUAAUCAUGUAAACUAUCAGGACUUCAUCUUUGGAUUACCUCAGUAGGAUGAAUCAGGUCUGCUUAUGUAUAUUUUUGUGAGUUUUGUGAGUACAUGCAAGCAUGCGCAUGUGCACACAUUAGGUAAAACAUGGACAGGAUCUGCAUGCAGGGAGAGUUAUGCUAGGGGUGAGAAAGGGCGAGAAAUAGUUUAAGCAUGAGUGAAAUUAUCUUGCCGUAAUCCUCCGAGAUUUUUAUACAUUUUUCCCAGUAUUGAACAUAAAAGUUCUUGCUUUAAAUAUCAAAAUGUAUAACUUUAAUCAUUACAACUUUUAACCUUAAAUUAAUUGACAUAAUGAAUGGCCUGUGGCUGUUAUUCUCAUUAUUAUGUAUUUUUAGAAUGCUGUUAAUUAUUUAAUUAAUUUUCUGUCUACAGUCAGUUUAAGUGGCCUGAAUGAGGUUAAGAAUUGUGAUGUGUUUUGUUUAUCAUCUUCAGACUUUUAGCCCUUAUCAUGCUGGACACGAUCGAUUCUGCCUUUGCCACCAGUGAAGAUCAUGAUCAGGCUGCACAUCCGUGCAGUCCGAUCAUGAUCUGCUCUGUUCGCUAUUCAGUCAGUAUGUUUUUGGUAAGCACCCCUUUUAACAGUUAAUGGCACUGACCAAAUUGAAAGAUGGACAAGUUCAUCAUAUAAAUUUAGCAGGGUAGGGGUUAAUCCAGUGUUUGUAUAAUGUAUCAUUAUACUGUUAAGUAUUUGAAAGAUUAUGAAAGCCAGAUACAAGCAGACUGAAAUAAUCCUUUAGUCUAUGAAGGAUGGACUCGCCCAUUUGUUGUCGUCCAUGUCCCAGUUUGGUUUUUGUACAUAAGCUGACUGGGAAUGAAUUGAAACUUCACACACUUAUAUUCAUUGUGAUAAACAGACAUGCAGUGCAUAGGUUCCAUAACUUUAUUUUGUAUUUUUACCAAAUUAUACCCUGUUUACGACUUACCAGUGAGCUUUUGUUUGUAAGCUGGUAUCUCAGUACCCACCAAUUGGACAACAUACUUUUUUCACUUGCAAGGCUUACGUUCCAUAACUCUAUACUGCUUUUAUUUUUAUUUUUUACAAAUUAUGCGCCUUUUUUCCACUUUUGUAUCCAUUCUAAAUUUUACCUUUUUGUAAUAAAGAGACAAAGCAUUGUGUGUUGGCCAAUCAGGAGGCUCGAAUCUCAUACAGACUUGGUCUUUGGCCAAUCAGAGUGCUUGGUCUUAUUGUAUAACUAGCAAACCCAAUACUGAAAUACCUAACAUCAUGUCAAAACGCAAAAUUAGUAGAUAGUUCAAGCUGAUAUCAAGCUGUUGGCAAGUCCUUUUUUGUAAGCAGUUUGUUUUUAUGCGUGCUGGUACAUGUGUGAAAGAUAAUCAUUGUUGUAGUGGAGUGGUGUAUGUUUGCUUUGUAGUAAUGAUUGUGCAAAAUGAUAAACUGUUAUGAAUUUUGUUCCUUUUUCACCAUAUAAUCACAAAGAAUGAUUUUUCACCUAGUAUGCCAGACCCAAUGUGAAGUAUUUGGUUAAGACAGAAAUAAUGAGUUUCUUUGUUUUACAUUGUACGAUCAAAAUAUCUUGCACCGGUAAACUUCAGAAUUUACAUAUUAAAGAUGUUGCAUACAUUAUUCAGGCCUGGAAAGAUCUUACGAUAAAAAAAUUUGCUGUUUACCAUCACCUGUGUACAAAUGACUGGUAAGUGCGCCCUUCUGUCAAUACACUCAAUCAGUUUUUUUGCUCUGGUGAUGAUUAUAAAGCCUCAGAAUUGGAAAGUUACACAAAUUGUGUUUUCGUUGAUAAAUCAUUUUAACCAAAUCAAUGGGGUUUUUUUUACCAAGAGGGGAAGGGGCCCAGGCAUAUGAUUUAGUGGAAAAAAUAGCUUGGUAUUUGGGCAAAGGGGAAUAAAGGGGCCCAGGCCUGUGAUUUAGGGGGAAAAAUAGCUUGGUAUUUGGGCAAAGGGGAAUAAAGGAGCCCAGGCCUGUGAACCAGGGGAAAAAAUAGCUUGGUAUUUGGGCAAAGGGGAAUAAAGGGGCCCAGGCCUGUGAACCAGGGCAAAAAAUAGCUUGGUAUUUUGGCAAAGGGGAAUAAAGGGGCCCGGGCCUGUGAACCAGGGCAAAAAAUAGCUUGGUAUUUGGGCAAAGGGGAAUAAAAAACCUGAUGUAAAGUCAAUUUUUGGGGAAAACAGUACGAUUUAAAAGAAAUUUUCUUUGGGAAAGAGGCCUGUUGAAGGCCCCUAUAUAGAAGGAAAAAACCCUGCAAAUCAACGAAAAUCCUUUUUGUGUAAACUAAAAUGGACUGUUCUUUGCAUUUUUUCCUAAAAGAUCAUACUAUUUGUGGAUAGCUUGUUGGUGGUAUUCAGGGUUAGUGUAAGAUUUACAAUGCUGCACAAGGUGAAACAGCUGGAAUAUAUGGUUAAAAUAUAUCAUCUGAUGUCUUUUAUAGAACAUUCUUUCUAUUGGAAAUGUCAAGGUUCUUUGGUUUGUAUUGAUAUAUUCCCAACUAUAUCACAUCUUUCCCAUAAACUUUGAAAUUAAGAGAAUUAUACUGUUGGUUUAUGAUUAGAAAUGUGAAAAUAGAUUAAUUUUUUUUUGUAGAAAUGAUGAAAAGGUAUGCUUUAACCGCUUCUUGCAAGUUUUGCCUGCAAAAAAGAAAGAAAUGAAGGCAGAUUAGAUUCUAUAAUUCAUCUGGUCUUAUGCCGCUCUUGAAACAGUUUUUAUUGUUAAUUAAUUAAGGAGUCAGUGCAAAAGUAAUUGCAAUGUAUUCAGUUUGCUCCAUCUCUUCAGCUAGAAAUCGCGAAGCAAAUUUUAAUUAGAUUGAAAUUAUUCCAUUUUUUUGACAGUGUAAGGUGUACUCUCUGAAAUUUUGACCCAUCAAUGAGAGUGCUUUUUUACCUUCUCUAUUGUGAGCAGUUUUUCUACCAAUUUGGAUUAACAACAUGAGUUGUUUUUUUUCUUCUUUUUAUCUUUUUCUAUGGUGAAAAGUUCAGCAAUAUGGCUUUGAAAGAAUAAGUCAUUUUACAGAAAUUCACUGAGAUCUCAAAACAGUAAUAUUUGCUGCUAUUUUUGCAUUACGUGGUCUCGUGAUAUUUGAUUUUUGUGAGAACAACAAUUUGCAGAGUGCUACCUACAGGAAACAGAUUUGACCUCCUUUGAAAGCUGAUUACGUUUCACUUCCUUAUUUGGGCAUAAAUGGGAUAAUUAUUUUUAAAUGCCAUUGUUGAUCCUUGGGGGAAGUAAUUUCUUUAAUCAGUUAUUAAGUGUUGCCUAAUUACUUGAUGAUAUUACCCAGCUAUUGUCUUAAAUUGUUAUUGCAACUAUUGUUAGUGUCUUAACUCACAAAAUUAAUUAAAUACUUAUGAGUUUUUGAUAUCUUUUACACUUUCGCAGCAAGCGAAAUGCUGUAUCAUGUUGAAUGCCGUACCAUGAAAUUAGAGUUAGCUUCCUUGACAAUGUAAUAAUCUCAACAUUGAUCUGCAUCUGAAGUAAUUUAAAUUUUACUCUGAUUCAAGUGCUUCUGUGGGGAAAAAAAAUGAAGUAUUGAUAGAGAAUAAAAAAAAAACUGACUGAUAUUAUAUUACCUGAAAUGUAUUGAAUAAGCCUUGACAUUGUAGUUAACAAAUACAAUGACCUGCAGCUGCAAGAACCUUCUCUACCUCCUACAGUUUCUACAGCGCUUCCUCAACUGGGUGAAUACUCAGUGAAUGUUUUCCACCAUUAUCUAUUGUGAGGAAGUCCGCUAUUUGGGUAUCUUCCAUAAAUCCAGGCGAGGCAUUAAGUUUUACUGAAAUAGUAGCGUUGGAUUAAAAAAAACAACCAGGAAACGGUGCUGCUCCAGCCUCAAAGGUGACAUUAAAACUGAUACAUACAGAACAGAAGAUUAUAAUGCAUUAGUAUGAUCUCUUUACCUUUUAGGUAUGCUCUACCAAACAUGUAACGCGAUUUAAAACUAUAAAUUGUUUAAUUACCUGACCCUACUAAGGUAAGCUGAUGAGUGAAACCGGAGACAUGACCUUUGGUCAACUUAGACAGAAUCUUGAGACAUAACCUUUGGUCAUCUUGGACAGAAUUGUGAGACAUGACCUUUGGUCAACUUGGACAGAAUCGUGAGACAUGACCUUUGGUCAACUUGGACAUAAUCUUGAGACAUGACCUUUGGUCAACUUGGACAGAAUCGUGAGACAUGACCUUUGGUCAACUUGGACAGAAUCUUGAGACAUGACCUUUGGUCAACUUGGACAGAAUCGUGAGACAUGACCUUUGGUCAACUUGGACAGAAUCUUGAGACAUGACCUUUGGUCAACUUGGACAGAAUCUUGAGACAUGACCUUUGGUCAACUUUGACAGAAUCUUGAGACAUGACCUUUGGUCAUCUUGGACAGAAUCGUGAGACAUGACCUUUGGUCAACUUGGACAGAAUCGUGAGACAUGACCUUUGGUGCACAGAAUCAUGAGACAUGGCCUUUGGUGGACAGAAUCGUGAGACACGACCUUUGGUGACGUUUGGUCAACUUGGACAGAAUCGUGAGACAUGACUUUUGGUCAACUUUUACAGAAUCGUGAGACAUGACCUUUGGUCAACUUGGACAGAAUCGUGAGACAUGACCUUUGGUCAACUUGGACAGAAUCUUGAGACAUGACCUUUGGUCAACUUUGACAGAAUCUUGAGGCAUGACCUUUGGUCAUCUUGGACAGAAUCGUGAGACAUGACCUUUGGUCAACUUUGACAGAAUCUUGAGACAUGACCUUUGGUCAUCUUGGACAGAAUUGUGAGACAUGACCUUUGGUGGACAGAAUCGUGAGACAUGACCUUUGGUGACGUUUGGUCAACUUGGACAGAAUCUUGAGACUUGACCUUUGGUCAACUUAGGCAGAAUCUGGAGACUUGACUUUUGGUCAUCUUGGACAGAAUCUUGAGACUUGAACUUUGGUCAGCUUGGACAGAAUCUUGAGACUUGACCUUUGGUCAACUUUAACUGAAACUGGAGAUACAAGCUUUUGUCAACUAGAACUGGAACUGGAGUCCUGGUCUCCAAUCAACUUGCACUAGAGCUGGAGAACUGACCUUUAGGUAAACUUUGGUUAUCUUUGCUUGAAACUGGAGAAAUAACAUUUAGUCUACUUGAAAGUGGAUUUCAGGUCUCACAUCAUCUUUGACUGGAAUUGGAGAAAUGACCUUUUUGUUAACUUUGACUGAAACUGGUGGCUAUGCCCUCAGGGUCAUCCUUGACUGAAACUGCUGGCUCUUCCCUCGGGGUCAUCCCAGACUGAAACUGCUGGCUCUGCACUCAGGGUCAUCCUGGACUGAAACUGCUGGCUCUUCCCUCGGGGGUCAUCCUAGACUGAAACUGCUGGCUCUGCCACAGGUCAUCCUAGACUGAAACUGCUGGCUCUGCUCUCUGGGUCAUCCUAGGCUGAAACUGCUGGCUCUGCCACAGGUUUGACUUGACUGAAAUUGUUGGCUCUGCCUCAUCAUCCUGGACUGAAACUGGUGGCUCUGCCUCAGGUCAGCCUUGACUGAAAUUGUAGGCUCUGCCUCAGGUCAGCCUUGACUGAAAUUGUAGGCUGUGCCUCUGGUCAGCCUUGACUGAAAUUGUAGGUCUGCCUCAGGUCAGCCUUGACUGAAACUGUAGAUAUAACCUCAGGUGAACUAGGAUUGAAACUUGAGGCUCGGGUUUAGAUUGAAUUGAACUGAAACUGUAGUCUUAUAUAUUAAACAUUGAACUGCUCGGUUCAGGCUUCAGUUAGCAAACUUUAUAUGCAAUUGUCAGACAAAGCUGCUUUUUUGAUAUACAUUUAGCUUGCUGUAUGAAUGUUGUAAAACUGCAUUAAAUUUUAUGUUAUUUCACAUUUUGUUUAAAAAAAAUAUUUUUCAUUUUUUAUGUAAAUAUUAAAGUUUAUGUUCAUGUGUGUUGAAACAUUAUGUCAUAGAUUUGAAGAAAACUUUUUACACUCCACUUCAAACAAAGUCUAGCCGUUACCAUGCUGAACACGAUUGAUUCUGCCUUUGCGACCAGUGCAUAUCAUGAUCAGCCUGCACAUCCAUGCAGUCUGAUCAUGACCUGCACUGUUUGCCAUUCAGUCAGUAUAUUUUUGGUAUGCAUCCCUUUUAACAGUUAAUGGUACUGUCCAAAUUGAAAGAUGGACAAGUUCAUUAUAGAAAUUUAGCAGAUUAAGGGAGUAUACAGGAGUCACCUUACAGUUGGUCAGCCCAUCAAUUGAUCUGUUACAAAAAAUAAUAACCCAAUAACUUCCUCACUUUUAAAGGGAUUUCAAUGAAACUUUAUAAACAGUAUCACCAUGGAAACUAGUGUGCAUGAUUUUUCAGCAUUGGUCCAAGCAUUGCCGAGUUGAGGGCCCUUACAAACUUCUACCACAGAUUUAAAUGAAACUUUUUUUCACAAAAUCUCCAUGAUAGGUGAAUUUGCAUAACAAACUUUCUGGUCAGUUGACACACGUGGGGCCUCCGUGGCCGAGUGGUUAAGGUCGCUGACUUCAAACCACUUGCCCCUCAAUGAUGUGGGUUCGAGCCUCACUAGGGUUGUUGAAUUCUUCAUGUGAGGAAGCCAUCCAGCUGGCUUACGGAAGGUCGGUGGUUCUACCCAGGUGCCCGCUCGUGAUGAAAUAAUGCACGGAGGGGCACCUGGGGUCUUCCUCCACCAUCAAAGCUGGAAAGUCACCAUAUGACCUGUAACUGUGUCAGUGCGACGUUAAACAAAAAAAAAACAAAUAAAUACAGUUGACACACUGAGGAGUUAUGCUUCCUUGGGCUAAGACAAAAUAUUUAUACUGCAUUAUUGGUGCAUUGAAGUAUGUGAGACAAACUACUUCCUGUUUCAUAUGGACUUGAAUCAAACUUCAUACACUUGAUCACUUUGGAGAGGUGUGUAUUUUGAAUUUGCACAGAGUUUUAUGUUCCGUAUUGUGGGGUACUCGUCUUAUUUAUUGAUAGCUCUAUCUUAUAAAUGUUACAAUCACAAAGAAAUGUUAUAACUGUGAAAAUUGAGUGCCACUGCAUAAAUUCAAAGGAAGUAUGUAAAUAUUAUAACACCUGUAGGAAGGGGUGUUGUAACAAUGUUAAUUCUUACUGAAGAUGAAAUAUACGGUUAAUAUAUUAUAUGUUGUUAAUAUUGUAUGUGCUAUUGUUGAGUUGUAUCCGGUGAUUUUACAUAUCUGAUAAUCCCCGUUCCCAGUGCUCUCUGUUGUUAUAGUUAUUGUUAAUGGUGUCUGGACAUUUUAACACCAGUUAAACCCCGCCUCCUGAGCCCUUAUAGGCCCAUGACAAAGUCCCAUCUUCUUUUUUUUGCCAUGCAAGUUUUGCUGAAACUGUGUGCUUUCCUAACAAGAACAGAACAGAAGAAAAUAAUUCCAGCCUCAGUUUCAUACUCUAUGUAUAUGUACAUCGAAAACCAUUGUUUCACGUGGUGUUUUUUAACAAAUAAUAUAAUUACUGUUUGAAGAUAAUUAUUCUGGUUUUGUUUUACAUGUGCUAGGUUUAAUUAAACUCCGGUGAUAUCCUAGAAAUCUGUGAAAAUUCCUAUCACAGAAAUGGAUUUCUUAAUAUUUUUAUAUUGCUUUUUUGCAUUCCUUCUUGUCAGAGGACCUUAAGAACAAGCUUUCUCCUUAAGUUAAGUUGUGAUAUUUUUUAUCAGUUCUAGAAAAUGAGAAGUCAUGUAUACAUGACUGGAGGAUUUUUUUUUUCAUCCUAACUAAAAACAGACAAUUUAGCAUAUAAAUAUUAUUCAUUGGUGUUGUUUUGCAUUGUUUCAUCAGUUAAGAUUUAUAAAGAUUUUCCAAAGUAGAAUAAAAUGAAAAUAGAAGGUAGAAAUGUUGUUGUUUUGCCUCAUUCUAUCAGUUUAGAGUCAUUAAGGUUUUCAAGAAUAGAAUAAGUUAAAAAUAAAAUGAGCUACGCCAUGAGAAAACCGACAUGGUGGCUUUGCGACCAGCAUGGAUCCAGACCAGCCUGUGGAUCCGCGCAGUCUGGUCAAGAUCCAUGCUGUUCGCUAACAGUUUCCCCAAUUGCAAUAUGCUUUGAAAGCGAACAGCAUGGAUCCUGACCAGACUGCGUGGAUGCGCAGGCUGGUCUGGAUCCAUGCUGGUUGCAAAGCCACUAUGUUGGUUUUCUCACGGCGCGGCUCAAAUUUAAAAAUGUAGAAUAAUGUCAUGUAGAACAGUGAAUGUUUAUACAUACAUAAUGAUUUAGAACUGCACAGAAUAUCAAAUUUAAAUAAGCUGUCAAAAUUGAAAUUAUUUUAUAGUUUUAGCUGUCAUAUUGUUUUUUAUUGAAUCAUUUUAUAAUUCAAAUAAUUUUAUUAAUCCAGAGUGUGUUUAGAUUAAGUACGAGAUAAUUUAGCAAGUUUUAAGAAAAUUUAAUACCAGUUUAAGUGUUUUUAUAAAACAUUGUGCAACUGUUCUCCUAUGCUAUAGGAGCAAGAAAACUUUUAUAUGUUUAUUUAUGACAAUAUUACAUUUCAAUAAUGAAACAGCUUUAAAUAUCUGUUAACUUCAAAUAUUUUAUAUUGACAAUACACAUUCUUAACAUAUUUUAGCUUUUUUACAUGAGAUAUUGCUGUGUGAGGUAGUUUGUAAAGACAAAUUGCAAACAUCAGUUUGCCUGCUUUAGACUGGAAUAUAGAUUUUAUCUUUUAUGUAUGAAAAGAUAUAUGACACGUAGUUAUAUAGGAGUGAAUAGUGUUAUAUUAAUUAUACCCCCAAGUUGGGGGAGCGGGGUGUAUAUAGGAGUGAGCUUGGCGGUCGGUCUGUUGGUUUUUGUGGUUUCCGGAUGAUAACUCAUGAAAGGCUUGACGGAUUUGAAUAAUUUUGGUACACAGGUGUAACAUCAGAAAAUACAGGUCAAGUUCGAAGUUGGGGUCAAUAGGUCAAAGGUCAAGGUCACAGUGACCCUGAACAAUUAAAUGGUUUCCGGAUGAUAACUUGAGAAGGCUUGGGCCUAUGAUCAUAUAUUUUGGUACACAGGUGUAACAUCAUGAAAUACAGGUCAAGUUCGACUUUUGGGGCCUGUAGGUCAAAGGUCAAGGUCACAGUGACUCGGAACAGUUAAAUGGUUUCCGGAUGAUAACUUGAAAAUGCUUGGGUCUAGGAUCAUGUUUUGGUACACAGAUGUAACAUCAUGAAAUACAGGUCAAGCUUUACUUUGAGGUCAGUAGGUCAAGGUCACAGUGACUCGUAACAGUUAAACGGUUUCCAGAUGAUAACUUGAGAGCGCUUGGGUCUAGGAUCAUAAAUUUUUGUACACUGGUGUAACAUGCUGAAAUACAGGUCAAGUUUGACUUUGAGUCUAGUAAGUCAAAGGUCAAGGUCAUAAUAACACGAAACAGUUAAACGGUUUCCGGAUGAUAACUUGAGAACGCAUGAAAAUUGAUAGUGAGGUUGGUUAUGACCAGCAGAUGACCCCAAAUGAUUUUGAGGUCAGUAGGUCACAGGUCAAGGUCACAGCGACCCGGAACAUUUAAACGGUUUUUGGACAAUAACUUCAGAACACUUGGGACUAGGAUCAUGAAACUUAAUAGGGAGGUUGGUCAUGACCUGCAGAUUACCUGUAUUGAUUUAAGAGUUCCAAAGGUCAAAGGUCAGAGUGACCCUGAAAAAUCAAACCUUUUCAGAACAAUAACUUGAGAACGCUUGAGCCGAGGAUCAUGAAACUUCAUAGGGAGGUUGAUCAUGACCAGCAAAUGACCUCUAUCGGUUUUGAGGUCAGUAGGUCAAAGGUCAAGCAAGUUCAGCUUUGACACUGGCUUAGUUCUGUGACAAGGCCAUAUUGUGGGGGUAUAUUUCGUCACUCCUGUGACAACUCUAGUUUCAACUGUUUUAGAUUUAAUUUUAAAUGCAACAUGUAUUUUGAUAGGGAAAUAUACAAAGAGUCGUAUACAAUAAGUUUUUUUGUGUUCGAAUUAUGAAACAUGCAACAAAACAUGUUAUUUUAAGAUUAUCAACAUAAAGGAAUCAAGUUGAUGGUAUUUUCAAACAAAGUAAGAUUACCUAGCAUCUAUUUAAUGGAAUAGAAUCUUCACAGUAACAUUGAUAUUUGAAGGUACAUACUUUUGGGGACCUUAAAGUUAAACUUAAGUUAAUAUAAAAGAGUUUAACUUAAUUUAGUUUAUCUUGAAGUUUAACUUAAUUUAUUUUUUAAUUUAUUUAGCUAAAGAGAGUGUAACGUAAUUCAUGUAGCUUAUUUUAAGUUAUUUGACAGAUGAAUUUCUCCAAAAACUAAACUGAGGGUAUCUGUAGUGUCUACUGAAGGACCCUUUUAAGGGCAUCAAGCUCCCGUCUGUCACAUAAGCCAUGUCAAACUGCCAACAUGUAGGGAUAGUCACAUACUUCCAUCCUCAUUCAUAAGUAUUCAGUUACUAGCAGAUUAAAAUAUAGUGGCACAUAAUUCAGGAAAACUGGGACUUAGCUAGUUGGUUCCCGUGUUCUGGUUUGAGAUACAUGUAGUAAGGUGAGACAUACACUCUUGGAAAAAAACAAUCUCUUUCAUAGCAUUUACCAAAAGCAGAAAUAUAUUUAGUUAUCAGCUACCAUCCAGUAGGCAAUAACUAUAACAUAAAUUUUAUGUGCAAUAUGGAUGUUACCUAGCUGCUAAUUGUAUUUUUCAGUCUUAAUAAUUGCUAUGAAACAGAAAAUUUGAAAUAUCUGCUUUAGUUGCUAGUUGUUGUUAGUAUGUCCCUGUGGUAGCACUAUGAUUUGUAGUAUUUUUUUCUCAACAUUUGGUAAGGCUUUGCUAAAGAGAACAUUUGCAGACCUCAUUGGAUGUAAAAUUUUGUACCCUCUUGAGAACUGUAUUUGAAAUAAAUUUAAGGCUGCAUGUCUCCUGAUAUACACCAAGCUCUUAAAAUCAUACACCAUAAAAGUAAAUUGUUGAUUUUGAAAUAAGGUACCUUGCUGAAUAGCUGUAUAGAAAAGUUGAAAAAAAUUAAACAAUGGUGUAAAUUUGAAGCCAUGCUGCUUUGUUACUCUGAAGGUGCAAAAUCCAGCCGGUGUUUUUCAAUAUAUUUUAUCAUUGUUAAGGUUCCAGACGGUGUUUUAAAGUAACAGUUUCACACCAUAUUUUAUCAAUGUUCCAGCCGGUGUUUUAAAUAACAUUUUUAAAGUAACAGUUUCACACAAUAUUUUAUCAUUGUUAAGGUUCCAGCCGGUGUUUUAAAGUAACAGUUUCACACCAUAUUUUAUCAUUGUUAAGGUUCCAGCCGUUGUUUUAAAGUAAAAGUUUCACACCAUAUUUUAUCAUUGUUAAAGUUCCAGCCGGUGUUAUAAAGUAACAAUUUUAAAGUAACAGUUUCACACAAUAUUUUGUCAUUGUUAAGGUUCCAGCCAGUGUUUUAAAGUAAUAGUUUCACACCAUAUUUUAUCAUUGUUAAGGUUCCAGCCGGUGUUUUAAAGUAACAUUUUUAAAGUAACAGUUUCACACAAUAUUUUAUCAUUGUUGAGGUUCCAGCCGGUGUUUUAAAGUAACAGUUUCACACCAUAUUUUAUCAUUGUUAAGGUUCCAGCCGGUGUUUUAAAGUAACAAUUUUAAAGUAACAGUUUCACACUAUAUUUUAUCAUGCCGGUGUUUUAAAGUAACAGUUUUACACUCUAUUUUAUCAUUGUUAAGGUUUUAGCCAGUGUUUAAAGUAACAGUUUCACACUAUAUUUUAUCAUUGUUAAGGUUCCAGCCAGUGUUUAAAGUAAUAGUUUCACACUAUAUUUUAUCAUUGUUAAGGUUCCAGCCGGUGUUUAAAGUAACAGUUUCACACUAUAUUUUAUCAUUGUUAAGGUUCCACCCAGUGUUUUAAAGUAACAGUUUCACACUAUAUUUUAUCAUUGUUAAGGUUCCAGCCGGUGUUUUAAAGUAACAGUUUCACACCAUAUUUUAUCAUUGUUCAGGUUCCAGCCGGUGUUUUAAAGUAACAGUUUCACACCAUAUUUUAUCAUUGUUCAGGUUCCAGCCGGUGUUUUAAAGUAACAGUUUCACACGAUAUUUUAUCAUUGUUAAGGUUCCAGCCGGUGUUUAAAGUAACAGUUUCACACUAUAUUUUAUCAUUGUUAAGGUUUUAGCCGGUGUUUAAAGUAACAGUUUCACACUAUAUUUUAUCAUUGUUAAGGUUCCAGCCGGUGUUUAAAGUAACAGUUUCACACUAUAUUUUAUCAUUGUUAAGGUUCCAGCCGGUGUUUAAAGUAACAGUUUCACACUAUAUUUUAUCAUUGUUAUAUAAUGAAGUUCUGUACUGAUAUAUAUAUAUUUAUUACUCACUGUUUCUAAAACAUUGUGACUUGUUACAGAGCCAUUUGUUCCUUAGUUUGUAGACUUGCUCAAAUAUUGUCAUCAGAUGAAAUUGUUAUCAUUAAAAUGUGGGUAUUGUAGUAAAA
Messenger RNA from Mercenaria mercenaria, 14625 nucleotides. RefSeq names its product nuclear hormone receptor HR96-like. Gene Ontology annotation, molecular function: zinc ion binding; RNA polymerase II cis-regulatory region sequence-specific DNA binding; nuclear receptor activity. Gene Ontology annotation, biological process: negative regulation of transcription by RNA polymerase II; cell differentiation; positive regulation of transcription by RNA polymerase II. Lineage: Eukaryota; Metazoa; Mollusca; Bivalvia; Venerida; Veneridae. The transcript is spliced from 6 exons. Bases 419 to 2083 code for a protein of 554 amino acids. The record is from RefSeq and is a predicted model, not a curated record.